Medioppia subpectinata is the source of this 1971-nucleotide messenger RNA. The record is from the annotation of a GenBank genome assembly. NCBI's taxonomy places the organism in Eukaryota, Metazoa, Arthropoda, Arachnida, Sarcoptiformes, Oppiidae.
AUGGACUAUAAACUAGAUGACAAGUUUAAACAACUGGCCGCAGGCGCGCCGUACGGCUCACGAUAUUACACACGCUUUGAGUUAGAGGACAGUUACAUCACUCGACUGCCGGCCCGUAUAUUUCACGGCAUACAGUUUGGCGAACUCAAGUUUGUCGGUUGUAGUAAACUAUCAUGUGUUGACCCUGGUGCUUUUGACGGACUCGGACCACGUAUCAAUCGGUUCACCGCUGAGUUGUCUAAUUUCAGUACAUCGCGUGGCUAUUUACGGUGCACGCUAAAUUUCGCCGCGUUGAGUACAUUGACUAAUGUGGAGACCAUUGAGAUAAAGGGCAGUCAAAUUCUAACAAUACCGGAAAACGCAUUCAAUGACAAUAUGGGUGUACUCACAAACUUGCACACCGUUGACUUUGGCGGCAGAACGACCAAGGGUGUUAUACAAAACAUUAGCGCAAAAGCAUUCUCCACAUUACGAAACGUGCGCCUUAUAGACGUGUCCAAUCAGAACAUCUCGGUGAUUGGCCAGGAUGCGUUCACAUUCAACUACCGUAACGACGAGCGGCUAACCAUACGACUAGAGUCUAACUCGUUGACCGGGCACGGUUUCGUGGGUCGGGUGUUUCCCAUCAAUCGGCCCCUAACCAUAACAAUGGGCGGCAACGCUAAGCUCCACUAUUUGCCCGAGGCAACUUUCUAUGAUCUAUUUGUCGAAACGGGUGGCUACAAAAAUACACUGGAUUUGGGCGGCGAUCAGAUGGAGAUUGACGUAAACAACGAAUGGAUCGUCAAGUAUAAAGUGGAGUUAGAUUUGAAGGAUAAGCUGUUCAACGCGUGGGGAGACGACGGCCGGGAACUACUCAAACACACUGACAAACAGAUGCAAAAGCCGGCGCCCACUGACGCAACUAACGUUGUCAACGAUACCACGUUAUUACUGUCGGUGCUAUCACUGACUCGGGCGAGUGAUUUCUGUCCAAACCCGGAGGAAUUUGCACCAUGCACGUGCCUGAACGAUGUUAUUACAUGUAUCAACGCCGAGAAAAAAUUGAACCUUGAUGAUAAGUUCAGACUACUGGCCGCCGGCGCUCCGCCCGGCUCUCGAUUCUAUACCCGGUUUGAGUUGGAGGACAGUUACAUCACUCGACUGCCGGCCCAUAUAUUUCACGGCAUACAGUUUGGCGAAUUAAAAUUCUCAAGUUGCACUCAGCUGUCGUGUGUGGACCCUGGUGCUUUUGAGGGACUAGGAUUUUGUAUCAAUAAGUUCACUGCUGAAUUAACUAAUUUCAGCGCUCCGGUUAGCGCGUCGUGCGAUCUGUUCGCCGCGUUGAGUACAUUGACAAAUGUGGAGACCAUUCAGAUCACUGACAGUCAAAUCACUCAAAUACCGGCAAACGCUUUCAAUGACGGUAUGGGUGAACUCACGCACCUGCGCAAGGUUGAUUUCGGUGGUAAACUGCUCAAGGGCCAUAUUCACACAGUUAACCAACGUGCAUUUUACACAUUACCAAAUGUAAGCCUGAUCGAUCUGUCCAACCAGAACAUCUCGGUAAUUGGCCAGGAUGCGUUCAUGGUAAAACAUACAAACGUCGAGCGACUCAACAUACGACUAGAAUUAAACUCGUUGGCAGGGCACUCUUUUACCUACGAGGUGUUCCCCAUUAAUCGGCCCCUAAAAAUAACCAUGGGCGGUAACAAACAACUGCAUUAUUUACCAAGAAGCACAUUUUACUACAUAUUGGCCCAAACCGGUGACAUUGUAAUCGACUUAAAGGGCGAUCAGAUGGAGAUUGACGUAAACAACGAAUGGCUCGUCACAUAUAAAGAUGAUAUCAAUUUAAAGGUGAAGCUCACGAACGCCAUGGGAGACGACGACCGGGAACUACUCCAACACACUGUCGACGAAAUGCGUAGACCUGUGCCCACUGACGCCUCCAACGUGGUCAACAGUAAUAAUGAUGAUCAUAACGUUUAA